Molecule: messenger RNA, 969 nt
Organism: Radiomyces spectabilis
Lineage: Eukaryota; Fungi; Mucoromycota; Mucoromycetes; Mucorales; Radiomycetaceae
Exons: 3
Coding region: 35-838 (267 amino acids)
Biological process (GO): potassium ion transmembrane transport
Cellular component (GO): membrane
Molecular function (GO): identical protein binding; potassium channel activity
Source: RefSeq, a predicted model, not a curated record
AUUCUACUGUACUUUCCAGCUGAUCGCUUCACUAAUGAGUCUGACUGAUCAACUUGGUGCUAUUGUAUUUGGCCUCGCCAACCUAACAAUUGAUAUCCCGAUACUGGACGUGUCAGUGCCAGUACUGGAAGUGCUUCACGCGAUUCUGAUCAACUAUGCGUAUCGGUCCAUGUUACGGGGAAAUCAUGCUCACAUUGGCUGGGGUCAAGGUUUACUAGCUACCAUUGUUAUGUGCGCAGGAGGUGGCUCUACAGUCGCUAUUCUACGGGGGGAACCGUUAGGCAUUCUAAAAAGUAACCGCUUCUGGGGCAUAUACGGUACAACGUACUGGCUCAUGUUCUCAAACCCCUACUUUUACAACAUCCUUCAAUUCCUGUUUUCUAUCCCAGUAGUUGAACAAGUCGUUUGUUUAUCAGACGGUAUUCUUCGAAACUUUGCAGUAACCCGUAUCGGCGUUGACGGCGUCUCAGCAAAUCCUGCACUUGGGGAAGACAAAUGGGUAGCUAAGAUCAUCUGUGGUACUCUCGCUGGCUCUGGUGGAGGCUUGUGGAUCGAUGCUUUUCGACUCACACACCAAGAAUGGUCAUUCUCCACGCCGCGACUGCUUCAUACAGCUUCUAUCGACAUGAAGGCGUCUUUUCUGACGGCUGUGUUCUACGUUAUUUCUACUACACCUGAAUUGAGCGAAUGGAUUGGCAUACCGGGAUUGAAGCCGGUCGAAGCUCAAGCUUGGAGUGCUGUUAUUAUGUCAUCCGGUCUCGUCUAUAAAUCCCUUAUUAACCGAAUGAAUGCACAGAAACCACAGGCUAACACUGAAGAGUCCAAAAAGGACCAAUAAGUAGGCACUACUACUACAAUCCUGUACGUACAGUGCUUUCCUGUUACGUUAAAACUCGUCAUGGCGCUGCCGUUUCCUUUCCGCUAUUGAAAAUCAAUAAAGGAUCAUAAGCUUGUCUCUAAAUAGUUCAC